GCCGCGGCACACGGCAGUCCAUUGGCGAAGUCCUAACGAACAACCGCCGGUCACGGAAGCUUUCCGCGUCGUCGAAAAGUUCGCGAGACCGCGUGUACUCUCUUAUAUGCGUUUAAAGAAUUUUCAUAUUAUAUAAAUAAUUGUUUUAAGAUUUUUACCGAUCGCGAGAAAGAAAAAUCUGAUUUUCACCGGUUUUCUUCUUUUCUCAAGAGUGUUGUGUUAACAGGAUUGAUUCAUCUUAAAUGUGAUAUCAUAUUUCGAAUUAUUUUCUUCGGUUCUUCGAAAGGAAAAAGUGAACUCGCGUGAGACGAUUUUUUUUUUUUUAGAAUAAGUGAUAAACAACGUAGAGUGUUGGUUUGACGCGAUAACAUCGAGAUGUGAAAACUAUGUAAUAUUGUGUUGCGUGUUGGUUUGAGAUUAAUAAAAGUAAUAUAAGAAAGAAAAAGAAGAGAGAGAAAGAGAGAAGAAGAGAGAGACAAUAUUAAUAAUAUUUUCAUCGUCGUCCAUAUUCGAACGUGAACGUAGAAGAAAGAAGACAGAUUUUUUGGAGAUUUGCAAUAUAUUUUGUGCGUCGCUCAAGGCAAAAGAAUAUAGGAAGAUAGAAGAGGAUAGAGUCAUCGAGAAGAACGAUAGUGUGUUAGGAAAAGAGACAGACAGAGAGCAGAGAGAGAGAGAGAAAGAGAGAGAGAGAGAGAGAGAGAGAAAGAGAGAGAAGAGGAUCAUAGAACGAACAGAAGCAGGAAAGCGGAACGUGCUGCGACUUUGGGACUAGAAAUGAGUUGAGGAUUGGCUACGAUGUUGAGUCGUUUGUCGGCCGUGGUGGCCUCCAUUUUGGUUCACCAGGUACACUUUCUGUGCACCGCAAACUCUCAAGGCGUGAAGCCAGUUCCCGGGCUGGAAAACCUGCCGAGGUCGUUCUGGCGUGAGCUCAGUUCACCCUUUACAGAGGUGUACGAAGUGGACAAUUUUGCCACUGAAAUCGGUGCAACGCCCGAGCCAAGGCCGUUUUUCGAAGAUCCUGAGAGCAACAUUACAGUGCAGUUAGGAGCUCAAGUACACAUGCACUGUAGAGUGCAGAAUUUGCAAAAGAAUUUGAAGGUGUCUUGGGUACGAAGACGUGGCGAGGAUUUUCAUUUACUUACAAUCGGUCUUGAUACGUAUGCGAGCGACUCGAGAUUUUCAUUAGAGUUCGAAGGCCCGAACGAUUGGCGAUUACAGUUGAAAUCGGCGACUGAAAGAGACGCAGGACUUUACGAGUGUCAAGUCAGUGUACAUCCGCCAUUAAUCAGAACGGUUCAUCUGUCGGUAUCAGUACCAAGAGUUGAAAUUGUUGACGAACGUGGCGCAACUACAGGCGAUAAAUUCUAUAAAGCAGGUAGUACGAUAGAGCUGAAGUGUGUCGUUAGUAAUAUACCUCAACCGACUGGAUACGUAACAUGGCGGCAUGGAUCUCGUGCACUGAAUUACGAUACCACCCGUGGAGGAAUCAGUGUGAAAACCGACAUGGGGUCGACCGGAGCGGUUUCGAGGCUCUACAUUGCCAAUGCGAAUAAGAAAGACAGUGGGAAUUAUAGUUGCGCAUUGGCCGACAUAGCUGCGGUCACUGUCGUCUCCGUCCACGUGCUCAACGGAGAAAAUCCAGCGGCGAUGCAGCACGGUGGAUGCGGCAGCUCAAGGGCAGCAUUGGUCCUCAUCAUUCUUGCGACAUUGUCAUCGCUUUCAAGGUGACCGUGAGGAUUUUGCGCUGCUACGUAACUUCGCGAUACGAAUGGUGCUAAUUAACUUUGUCACGUGAGCGAUGACAUCGGAAUCGUUCGAAACGAGAUGAAGAUGGAAAAUUAACGAAAAGAUACAAUUUUUAGCACAAGAAGAAAGAUGAUAAUAAAAAAUUCAAGAACGGAAGGAUCUCGUUCGGAUGCCGAGUGUCCACCGUGUUCCUUUCAGUAAUUUCAUGAUAAAAGAAAAACGUUCGAAUCAGAAUUAAGUUAAUAAACCUUGUUCGAAUUCGCUGCGUGGUAAAUCUAAAUCUUAUAUAUAUAUAUAUAUAUAUAUAUAUAUAUAUAUAUAUAUAUAUAUAUAUAUAUACAUAAUAUCCUGAAAACCCAAGAACUAUCCUUAAACGAGCUCAGAGCAACGAAAUUUCAUUUCCUGCGUUCAUGACCAAAAAUCGUAUGAACGCUUAUAUCGAUCGCGAUCUUAUGCAAUGCACGCGUGUGAAAACUUGACGAAAACGGCACGUUCCGAAAUCGUUGCGAGCACAUUUUAUCUUCGCCCAAUACGAGGGAUAAAAUAAUAAUAAUAAUAAUAAUAAUAAUAAUAAUAAUAAUAAUAAUAAUAAUAAUAAUAAUAAUAAUAAUAAUAAUAAUAAUAAUAAUAAUAAAUAAUAAUAAUAAUAAUAAUAAUAAAUAAUAAUAAUAAUAAUAAUAAUAAUAAUAAUAAUAAUAAUAAUAAUAAUAAUAAUAAUAAUAAAUAAAAGAAUGGACGUCGAGUGACUGGACAUCCGACACUGAUAUAUUAUAUAUACACAUAUUAUAGAUAUAUAUAUAUAUAUAAACACAUACAAAUACACCCACGCAUACACACAUACACAUCGCAUUUUGUAUGUACACAUACUCGUUCGUGUCACGAAAAAAAUCGUGAUUCGAAAAUGAAAGAAUGGAGAGAACGAAUUGGAAUCGAACGCGAACGGACGGAUAGACGCCGUUGUCAAUUUUUCUUAGUCUUCUUUAAUUAAUAAGGAAAAAAUGUUCCUUUUUUCUUUUCAUUAAUUCUUCCUUAUCGACUUUUUUACUCCAAACUCGUUGAUAAAAGUGUCUGCAAUAUCGUACGUAAUGAAAGAAAUAAAAACGAAAUAAUAAUGUUUGGUCGUAUUAAAUUUAUGAUCGGCAUUAGCAAUUCAACAUAUCAACACGAUUUUCAACGUUACUACAUAGAUACGUAUCGAAGAGUAAAUUUUUCCAUAUCGAGAUUAAUGUAGGCCACGAGGUUUGAUUCAGGAUCGAGAAUUCAUUAAGAGAAAUUUCAAUGAAAUACUUAGAUCGAAUCUCGAAUGAGAAUUUUUUUUAACGGGUUCACAAGUUACAAACCAAACGACCAAGCUUAGCGAAAUAAUAAUUCGCCGUAAAUAUACGAGCUUUCUUCGAUCCAUCGUAAAAUUUUAGAUUCCCUUGUACUAAACCUUGUAUCCGAAUCCUGUACUAACGUUUAAGCUAUGUAAAUAUGCUUUCCUCGUACGCGGGUAGGUAUUACAAAUUUAGCACUUUGAUUAUCGGCCCGUUCACGAAGAACAAUCAUUUUUGCAAAUGUAACGGAAGUUAUGUUAUAGAUUUUCAAUGAUUUCGUAAAGCUCAAUUGAUCUAGCCCGUAUAUAUCGUUAUAUUCCUCAUUAGAUGAAUUGAACUUUUUGAGAGAAAAAGAAAAGAGAAAGAGAGAGAGGGAGAGAGAGAGAGAGAGAGAGAGAGAAGGAGAGAAAAAGAGACUAAAAAAAUAUUAUUUUCGAAGAUAAAAUAAUACGAUAAUAAUCCGUCGAACGAGUGACUGGUUCUCGUCAAUGUCAUUGGGUAUGAAUUAAUCGUAGUUAGUUACACGAUUUAUCGGCGAGUACGGGGAGGGGGGAAAGGCUUGUAAAUUAAUCGGCGCCUGUCGACCGAACGUCGUUUCUCGUUCGUGCCAAAUACGAAGUAUUUUAGGGGAAAUGAAAGGUCAUCGAUCCGGGCUCUGAUUAACGCGACAAAUUAUUCGACAUAUAUAUGUAUGCACACACGUAUGUAUGUAUGUAUGUAUGUAUGUACGUAUGUAUGUAUGUAUGUAUGUAUGUAAGUAUGUAUGCACGUAUGUAUGUAUGUAUGUAAGUAUGUAUAUAUCUCUGUGUGCAUAUCCUUGUGUGUAUGUAAUGGAUGUCGGACGAUAUUAAUAUAAAAAAUUUAAUGGUUACUCGGAGCUUUGAAGUCAAACUCGAAAGAACUCAGUAUUUCUAGAAUUUCAGAGCUGCCGGAUCGAUCGUGAAAGACCAUGCAAGAUAGGUAGGUAGGUAGAUACAUAACUAGAUAGAUAGAUAGGUAGAUAUGUAGGUAGUUAGGUAGGUAGGUAGUAGAUAGGUAGGUAGAUAGGUAGGUAGCAACAUACCAGGAAUAGAUAGAUGCAAAAUACAGUACACGCUUGUUCGUCAAGAUCAAAGGAAUCAGUAAAAUAAAGAAGACGAAAAUGAAAAUUGAUAAGAAAAUUAUAAUAACUCGCAGAGGUUUUGUACGUUUCCUUCGCGAUUGGAUAUUUUUCUUUUUCUUUAGCUUUUUUUUUCUCGUUCUUUUUUUUUUAUAUCAAAAAAACCUUCGAUCAUUACUCAAACAAAUGAAUUUCAUACGAAGAAACAUUACCGUAUAGAUAGAAUAUUGUUCGCAUUAUUUGAUAAUGAUGAAAAUCGAACAUCGAUCAUGUGCCUCGAGUUUAUUCGAUUAUAUUGUUAGCAUUAUUUCGUUGGCCAGGAAGAAAAACUGUUGGGAAAUCGAACGUAAUCGUCGCUCGUAUCGACCAUGAGAAUGAAUCGUUAAGUAGACUCCACGACAAUGACGUACGGACCGUUAAAUCGGUCGGAUGUCCCGUUUUCAUCUCUCUCUCUCUCUCUCUUUACUCCCUCUUUCCCCCUCUUUUUCUCUCUCGUUCUAUUCUCGUACCAAGGACCCCACCACUGUUCCAUUUCUCACCCACCUCAAACCCAUAUAAUACGAUAAUUUAACGGGAGGCAUUAUUGAACGUUGCAGCUGCAAAAUAUUUCAACGGGCUCGGGAAAGCCGUCGCGCAACAACCACAUCCGCCGGUAGCAGUGGCAGUGUUCGUGAUAAAUUUAAUUAUUACGCCGCUCCACGGUUAUCCGCCGCGGUCGAAUAACGAAAAAUCGGACUUCUCUUUCUCUGAAACUAUCUGUCUGUCUCCACCCUCCUCUCUCUCUCUCUCUCUCUCUCUCUCUCUCUCUCUCUCUCUCUCUCUCUCACUUUCGUACGUUUCUUUUUCUCCUUUCCUCCAUAAAUGAAACCAUCCUUCCGAAAGUUUAUAUUUGAUGUCAUAAAUUUUCAAUCUUAUCUCGAUUACAUGAAGAAAUUUCAACUUUUCAUAACGACGUUCUCCCUUUGAUAAAUAUUAGAGUAAAAGAAAUGGCUUUCCCCGCGAUUAAAUGUUUUCUUUCUUCUUGAAACGAAAAUUGCAAGUUUUUCUGUAUUCUUAAAUAAAAUUUUUCUCGCGUAUACACGAACUGAAAUAAUAAUUCUACACAAUUUUUCAUUCGAUAGCAGAGAGAUGGGGGAAGGGAGGGAGGGCGAUGAGGGGAAGGUAAAUAUAGUAGAUAUGUACGAAUGGUUUUAUGGUAUUUAAAAAAAGACUCGUUAAAAGGAACAAAACGAUGCAUACUCUAAAUUCGUAUUGUUAUUUCAUCGAUUAAAACGAAAUAACCGAACAAACGUAAAAUAACGAUCCACUUGGGAAUAUUAAAUAUCACGAUUUUUUAUAUACACUUAACGGGCUUUUGAUAGGGCGCUGAACAUAUCGAAAAUGUCGACAACCAAAAUUGUUUUUCUUUGAGAGAUAAAAACGACUAUGAAACGACUAGUGAAAAUUUUCAAUUCACGCUAUCGCUGUAGUCAAACGCGAUCUACGAGAUUGUAUCGCCAAGAAGAGAAUCGUAAGGUGUUGGGUAAGGGGAGAAAGAGAUAACGGGUAGGUAGAUAGGUAGAUAUCGCCAUUGAUACGAUAGCUCGAUAGUGUUGGAGAAAACGUAGAGAGACAAGUAGAAGAUAUGGCACGGCACGAUACGCGGACAACGACGCUCAUAACGAGUUAAUGGGGUUUUAUAGAAGCUACGAUGGAGGUGAUCGAGUUUAGAGAGCUGAAAUCCCGUUCGAGUUCUCUCUCUCUUUCUCUCUCUUUGUCUCUGUGUUUCUAUAUUUCUCUUUAUCUAGAUAAUACAUAUAUAGAUAGAGAUAGAUACAGUGACUCUCGAUUCGAUCUUCGAUUCUUCCUGCUCUUGUGAGAAUAGUCUUUGUUUACUCGUCGUUUCGUUUAUCUUCCCUGUUAUUUCCUUUCCUUACGACAUUACAGAGCGUAAAGAGUAUCAACGGUACGACGUUAAACUUCAUUCCAAUUUACGUUUAUCCCUUGAGGAACAGAUGAAACGAUAUAUAUUUAUCGAUCGAUUGAGUUUCGUUUAUCAAAGAUAGAGAAGAAACCAUGUUAAUGAAAGACGGACUGUGACAACUUUUCGAUAUUAAAUUCAUAGAAUCGAUUUUCUGAAUGGCUCUUGACUUUUUCUUCUUCUGUUUUUAUUUAUUUUUCUUUUUUUUUUCACACGUGUACGCCACGUAAGAAUAAAUUCGUUACUUAAGUAAGUUUAAAAGUCGAAUGAUAUGGAAGAAUGAUUACGAGAACAAUUAUCUAACAAUUAAACGAACCUGUUUACGACGUCGAUGUGUCCGUGCGUUUGAUGAAAAAAAAAAGAAAAAAGAAAGAAAAAAAAAGAAAAAAGUAAAAAAAAACGAUACAAAAAAAAAAGAAAAGAAACACAAAAAUAACAAAAUCAAGAGAAAAAGGAAGAACGAUAUGAAAACUCUGGUGAAAGGUGUAAAAUUUUUUUGGCAAUAUUAAAGUCGUUGAUCGAUAAUCAUACUUCGCGUCAUGCCCAUAGCAAUGUAUUCGUAAAAAUAAACGAUAAAAUGGACGAGUUGAGAUCUUCUAAUAAAGCAUUGUAAUUUGUUGGCACUAAUAAUGAUCAUUAAGCGGUUAAGCUGGGCGAACGAUUGUGUCUGUGUGUGUGUGUGUGUGUGUGUGUGUGUGUGUGUACGUGUGUGUGAAAGAGAGAAAGAGAGAAAGAGAGAAAGAGAAAGAAAGAGAGGGAGAAUAUGUUUUCGUGUGUGUUUGGGUACAAAUGCGUAUGAUCAUACGAAAAAGAAAACAAGAGUAAAAAGUUCGAUGGAAUGAUAACGUGAAAGGUCAAGAGAACGAAAUAGAAAAUCCAUUUAAUGUCGAUAUUCGCUGUUCACUAUUUGUAAGAUUCGGGAGGAGAAUACAAUAAAAUUCAUAGUACUUAA
Vespa crabro (European hornet) is the source of this 7073-nucleotide messenger RNA. RefSeq names its product lachesin (gene dpr14). The transcript is spliced from 9 exons. The record is from RefSeq and is a predicted model, not a curated record. Bases 796 to 1728 code for a protein of 310 amino acids. NCBI's taxonomy places the organism in Eukaryota, Metazoa, Arthropoda, Insecta, Hymenoptera, Vespidae. Gene Ontology annotation, biological process: synapse organization. Gene Ontology annotation, cellular component: neuron projection membrane.